Molecule: messenger RNA, 561 nt
Organism: Penicillium taxi
Lineage: Eukaryota; Fungi; Ascomycota; Eurotiomycetes; Eurotiales; Aspergillaceae
Product: GNAT family N-acetyltransferase
Exons: 1
Coding region: 1-561 (186 amino acids)
Molecular function (GO): acyltransferase activity, transferring groups other than amino-acyl groups
Source: RefSeq, a predicted model, not a curated record
AUGGCUUCCGAUUUCUCGACAGCGAUUCAGCCGCCUCCUGGCCCAGGUGUAGAGCUGGUACUGCCCAACCAAGCAGCCACCAACCCACAAAUAUUCAACGACGCUUUGAUCGUGCGAGUGCGGGUGUUUGUCGACGAGCAGAAUUGCACUGCUGAAGCUGAAAUUGACAGCGACGAUGCCCGCAGCUGGCACUUCGUAAUACAUAAUAAGUCCACAAGAGCCCCAGCUGCUGUGAUUAGACUGGUUCCCUUUCCACAUCCACCACAUGAGCUCCUCACACACCCAGACACUAUGACCUUGUCUUAUGAUUGGACCCAUGAGCCAUGUAUCAAAUUGACUCGUGUAGCGGUCAUGCCGGAAUAUCGAGGUCUAGGCUUAGGGCGCCGAUUGGUAGAAAUCGCGCUUACAUGGGCUCAAGAACAUGCAGCAGAGAUCGACCAGGCAGCGACUCAGUGGGCUAGUGAGUUGAACUGGACCGAUCCAGUGUCUAGCUGGAAGGGUCUGGUCCUCAUCCACGCGCAAGUGGAAGUGGAAAAAAUGUAUGAAAGGCUAGGUAUGUAA